This is a messenger RNA of Ustilago hordei, 1551 nucleotides long. RefSeq lists its product as uncharacterized. NCBI's taxonomy places the organism in Eukaryota, Fungi, Basidiomycota, Ustilaginomycetes, Ustilaginales, Ustilaginaceae. The transcript has 4 exons. Gene Ontology annotation, molecular function: nucleic acid binding. Gene Ontology annotation, biological process: DNA integration. The record is from RefSeq and is a predicted model, not a curated record. The coding region runs from base 1 to 1551 and encodes 516 amino acids.
AUGCAACUCAAAAGGAUUGUUUCAUUCCUGGAGACACAGAUGGAUCAGAAGCUAAAAGUGAUCCAAUCCAACCAAGGAACUGAAUGGAAAAGCAACGAUGCAUUAGAAUGGUCAUUAGAAAGGAGCAUAGAGUGGCAAACCACUGUGGGGUACAACAGCAAACAAAAUGGACAGGUGGAGAGAAUGAACAGGACCCUUGGAGAGAAGAUGAGAACAUUGCUAAUGCAGAGGAGGCUGCCGAAGAGGUUUUGGCCAUAUGUGAUCAGAGCUGCAGCAUUCAAAAUCAACCUCACUCCGAGUGUUGAUAAUGAGUUCCCCUAUCAAGCAAUGUUCGGCAAGUCACUGGAGCGAGCUUUGAGACUCCUACAAGUGUUUGGUUGUCUGGCAUGGGUAAACAUACCCAAAGUCAAAUGGGACAAUAAGAAACUAGACCAGCAAGCCAUCACAUCCAUUUUCUUGGGAUACAGUCUAGAGAGAAAGGGCUGGCUUUUCUACAGCCUGGACUACAGUCCAAACAUUUUUUGGAGCAACUCAGCUAGAUUCAUGGAAUCCAAAUGUUGGUCAGACAGGAUGGAGUGGCGACCAGUUGACACAAAGACACCUCCAGCAAUGAUGACAGAGGAGGAUUUCAAAGACCUAGGGUACAACAAGGAAAAUAUAUUUGAUGAAGCAGAUAAGGAACCAUUGCAAGAGUACAUAGAUAUGGAGACAGAACAAAAGAAAAACCUGGAUCCAACCAUACAUGAAGCAAUGAGUGGAGAGGAUAGAAAACAUUGGGAAGAAGCCAUGCAAAAAGAGCUGGAUGGAUUGGAAGCAAUGGGCACAUGGGAGAUUGCCAACCUCCCAAAAGGUGCAAACACCAUCGACAUGUGUUGGGUACUCAAGAUCAAAAUGGAUGCAAACCUCAUACCAACAAAGUUCAAAGCCCAGCUUGUGGCACGAGGUUUCACUCAACACAAAGGGGUUGACUACACAGAGGUUUUCACACCAGUGGCACCCAUCCAAUCCAUCAGAGGGGUGAUUGACAUCGCAGCAACACAGGUUUGGGAAAUAGAUUCUAUUGACAUAAAACAGGCAUACUUAAACUCUACCAUACACCAUGAUGUAUACCUCAAGCCUCCACCAGGAAUCAAAAUACCAUCUGGAAAGGCUCUGAAGGUAGUGAAAGAUAUCGCCUUUGCCGUUGGCAUAUUGGCGCAAUACAUGUCGACCCCAAUCGACAGCACAUGGAAGGCAGCGAUCCACGUGGUAAAGUACCUGAAUCAGACAAGUGGAUAUCAAUUGCAUCUAGGAGGGUCAACAAAUGAGCACUCGGAUGCACUGGAUUUGGAGAUCAUGAAUGUUCAGCCCAUACUAUACACAGAUAGUCAGGGGUGCAUACAGGUGAGUAAGGAUCCAGCCAAACAUUGGAAGCUGAAACAUAUCGACACAUGGUAUCAUUUUGUCUGCAACCAUGUGCAAGGGGGUGACGUGGAGAUCAAGUAUACCGGAACAGCAAACAACAUUGCAGAUGUUCUGACAAAGCCUCUGCAGGGUCUCAACACUUCAUGA